Molecule: messenger RNA, 3310 nt
Organism: Polypterus senegalus (gray bichir)
Lineage: Eukaryota; Metazoa; Chordata; Cladistia; Polypteriformes; Polypteridae
Gene: tnni3k
Product: TNNI3 interacting kinase
Exons: 25
Coding region: 99-2606 (835 amino acids)
Biological process (GO): protein phosphorylation; regulation of transcription by RNA polymerase II
Cellular component (GO): nucleus
Molecular function (GO): RNA polymerase II-specific DNA-binding transcription factor binding; protein kinase activity; ATP binding
Source: RefSeq, a predicted model, not a curated record
CAUUGUACUUCAGAAGUGACUCUUGUUGCUUAUACCGUGCAGUUUCUACAGUCUGUUUACUGUUUUGCUGUACCUACUUGGUUUUGGAAGUAAACCAAAUGGGGAAUUACAAAUCGAGACCAACCCAGACCUGCACAGAUGAAUGGAAGAAGAAGGUGACAGAGUCCUAUUCAGUAAUAAUUGAAAGACUAGAGGAUGACCUGCAAAUCAAAGAGAGCGAGUUGAUGGAGCUAAAGCAUGUCUUUAGCUCAGAUGAAGCCUUUAGUAAAGUCAACCUUAAUUAUCGGACAGAAAAUGGCCUUUCUCUUCUUCACCUCUGCUGCAUUUGUGGGGGAAACAAAGCUCACAUAAGAACACUAAUGCUGAAAGGACUGCGGCCAUCGAGGCUGACAAGAAACGGAUUCACUGCUCUACACUUGGCUGCUUACAAGGCCAAUGCAGAGCUGGUGACUGCAUUGCUUCAUGGAGGAGCUGACAUCCAGCAGGUUGGCUAUGGAGCACUCACAGCCCUGCACAUUGCGACAGUGGCAGGCCACCAUGAGGCUGUUGACAUCCUCUUACAGCAUGGAGCCUAUGUGAAUGUCCAGGAUGCUGUGUUUUUCACUCCUCUACAUAUUGCGGCUUAUUAUGGCCAUGAGCAGGUCACCAAGCUGCUUUUAAAGUUUGGUGCAGACGUGAAUGUUAGUGGAGAGGUGGGAGAUCGACCCCUUCAUCUUGCUGCUGCCAAGGGAUUUCUUACAAUUGUCAAACUGCUGAUGGAGGAGGGCACCAAAACUGAUGUAAAUGCACAAGACAACGAAGACCAUGUUCCUCUUCACUUCUGUGCAAGGUUUGGCCAUCACGAAAUUGUGAGAUUCUUGCUGCAGGGCAACUUUGAUGUCCAUCCUCACGCUGUGAACAUAUAUGGGGACACACCGCUGCACCUGGCAUGCUACAAUGGCAAGUUCGAUGUGGUCAAAGAGAUUGUUCACUUGGCUGGGAUGGAGAGCCUGACUAAGGAGAACAUUUUCAGCGAGACCGCCUUUCACAGUGCCUGUACUUAUGGAAAGAACAUUGAAAUGGUGAAAUUUCUUCUCAGUCAGAAUGCAAUAAUUAUCAAUCACCAGGGAAGAGAUGGCCACACUGGGCUGCAUAGCUCCUGUUUUCAUGGACACAUCCGUCUGGUGCAGUUCUUAUUGGACAAUGGAGCAGAUAUGAACCUGGUUGCCUGUGACCCAAGCAGAUCAAGUGGAGAAAAGGAUGAGCAAACAUGCCUAAUGUGGGCAUAUGAAAAAGGCCAUGAUGCUAUUGUCACAUUGCUGAAGCACUACAAGAGACCUCAAGAUGAGUCUCCUUGUAAUGAAUAUUCUCAGCCUGGAGGAGAUGGGUCUUAUGUUUCUGUCCCGUCCCCACUUGGAAGAAUAAAGAGCAUGACAAAAGAAAAAGCCGAAGUCCUCCUCCUGCGCGCCAGCCUCCCAUCUCAUUUCCACCUCCAGCUGUCAGAACUUGAGUUCCAUGAAAUUAUUGGAUCAGGAUCAUUUGGAAAGGUUUACAAAGGGCGAUGCCGAAAUAAAAUUGUAGCAAUUAAACGAUACCGGGCCAACACGUAUUGCUCCAAGUCUGAUGUGGAUAUGUUUUGUCGGGAGGUCUCUAUUCUCUGUCAGCUCAACCACCCUUGUGUUAUCCAGUUUGUUGGUGCAUGUUUGGAUGAUCCAAGCCAGUUUGCUAUAGUUACCCAGUAUGUCUCGGGGGGAUCUCUGUUUUCCUUGCUUCAUGAACAGAAAAGAAUUAUUGACCUCCAGUCUAAGCUGAUCAUUGCUAUAGAUGUAGCCAAAGGAAUGGAAUACCUGCACAACCUUACUCAACCAAUCAUUCAUAGAGAUCUUAACAGCCAUAAUAUUUUGCUGUAUGAAGAUGGGCAUGCUGUGGUUGCUGAUUUUGGAGAAUCCAGAUUCCUUCUGUCUAUGGAUGAGGACAACAUGACGAAACAGCCAGGGAACCUGCGAUGGAUGGCCCCAGAGGUUUUCACACAGUGCACCCGCUACACUGUUAAAGCUGAUAUGUUCAGUUACGCCCUUUGUCUCUGGGAGCUGUUAACGGGAGAAAUUCCAUUUGCACACCUGAAACCAGCAGCAGCAGCAGCAGACAUGGCCUACCACCACAUCAGACCCCCGAUUGGAUACUCCAUACCCAAACCAAUCUCAUCUCUUCUUAUGAGAGGAUGGAACGUCUGUCCUGAGGAAAGGCCUGAAUUUUCUGAAGUGGUUGCUAAACUUGAUGAAUGUCUAUGCAACAUUGAAUUAAUGUCACCUGCCUCCAGCAACAGUAGUGGCUCUCUGUCACCUUCAUCUUCCACAGACUGUCUUGUGGCACGCGGUGGGCCGGGGCGUAGCCACGUUGCUGCCCUGCGUUCCCGAUUUGAGCUUGAAUAUGCGCUUAAUGCCAGAGCAUAUGCUGUCUGGUCACAAAGCACCGGUCGUCGAUCUUCACAAGGCCUUUCCUUGGAUGAGCUCAGAAAAAACCUACAGUAUCCACCCAUUGACAGAAAUGGUUAUGUAUCUGACCCGAUGAGCACCAUGCGUUUCCACUCUUGCAGCAGUAAUGGCAGCUUCGAAGACAGUAACUGAGCAGUCGCUGGUAGACAGAAGCACCAAUCAGACAAGAAAUGUGCUCCUUUUUUGUAAAUGUAUUUGGUUUCCAACAGCCAGCAAGUCUGGACAUUUAAUGCUUUAAAGAUAAGUGAAACUGACAACCGGAACUCUCCUUAAAAUGGUCAGAUUCUUGACAGGGGUGCAGAUUAAUAAGUAUUUGAAUAAAUUAUUAAAAUUACAAAUGGUUACAUUAAGGCCUACUUGAGGCAAUAUUGAAAAAUGAUGACAUAUUUGGGAAUAAAUAUUGAGUGUGGCUUCUUCCUCCAUCCUUAAACUAAAGCGUUUCCCAUGGAGAAGUGUUAGCCAUCCAUUAACCCUGAGGUAUAUCAUUCCAAGCCUGUUCUAGUAGUGCUUUUAAAUGAGGGAACAAUAAGGCAAGACGGAAGAAAUUGAAUGACCUCACAAGCCAUAAACGAACAGUUGUGUUUUCUUGGUCAUAAAUCAUUAUCUUUUUGUACCAAAAACUGGAUAGACAUGGGGUUUAUGGCCUUUUUAAAGUAACCAUAGGUGGUCAUAUUGCCCUUCACAAGUACAACAGUUUUUUAUACCAUAUUUAAUAAUCCCAAAAAUCAAUAUACCAUGAAUCUGAAAAAAAUAAUCAGCUUAUUCUUUCUCUCCUGAGUAUCUCCUAAUCUUCAUGUGUCCAUCAGUCACACCAAGCCCAGAAAAGCUCACACCAG